Messenger RNA from Aplysia californica (California sea hare), 1155 nucleotides. RefSeq names its product phospholipase A and acyltransferase 3. The record is from RefSeq and is a predicted model, not a curated record. Gene Ontology annotation, cellular component: cytoplasm. Lineage: Eukaryota; Metazoa; Mollusca; Gastropoda; Aplysiida; Aplysiidae. The transcript has 5 exons. Gene Ontology annotation, biological process: N-acylphosphatidylethanolamine metabolic process. Gene Ontology annotation, molecular function: glycerophospholipid phospholipase A1 activity; A2-type glycerophospholipase activity. The coding region runs from base 186 to 746 and encodes 186 amino acids.
ACUACGUGCUACCCUCACGUCCUUUUCUCCUUCAUUGUGGUAGAGAUCUGGUCUUUGCCUGAACUGGAGACGAGAUUCAAACCAGGAGCUGAAAUUUUCUUUUGCAGAAUCAUCGACCCCUGUUCGUACCCAGUCUUUCCCAGAAGACACGCGGAUAGAAUCUGUGAUACGAGAUCAUAUCAUCAAUGGCCUUGUGCAGCUUGGACUCCUCGCACAACCGUGCUCACAACGCAAGGGUUCUGCGGAGUUUGGUGGAAGGAGACAGAGUGGAGUUCAAGAGAACCUUUUAUUCUCACUGGGGUGUGUAUAUCGGUGAUGAGAAUGUAGUGCAUCUCUCUGAAGACGACGAUGACGGUCUCGACGCGAAUAUUCAGCCUCGGUAUCCCGUCAGUGCCGGCGGAGUACAAUAUGAGAAGGCCAAGGUGUGCAUUGAAAACUUUUGGGAAAUUGUUGGAAGCGGAAAAGCUUUCAAAAAUAAUGAAAGUGACUCGCAACACAGCCCUUUUCCAGAACACGUGAUUGUCCAAAGAGCCCUUAGAAAAAUUGGAGACAUAAGCUACAAUGCUUUGUUCGCAAAUAGUGAGCAUUUCGUCAAUAACUGUCGUUACGGCAUUGCACAAAGUGACCAGGCGAAUACAGCAUUGGGCAUUGGUGCUGUUGGCGCUGGAAUUGGGUUAGGGAUCUACGCACUCACCCAGCUCUUCAAAAACAAGGACGAUGACAAGGAAAAGAAACAAGAUUUUUGAAAGAAAGUCUUACAGUGUGAUUUACGACUUGAAACAUAACUUCUUCUUAUUUUACCAUUGCCCCAGCUAAUUAGCUUUUGAAAUAUAUUAACUUUCAACUUUCACUCCUAGUCCUAGGCCUAUAACUGUUAUCCAAAGAGGACUUGGUGUCCUAAUUCGCUAAUUCAGUGACAUGUAUGUUAUAUGUAUUCAAUGCCAAAAAAAAAAGCAGCAGUAUAAAUUAAGGGAAGUAAAGGAAUAUUUGAAGAUCGACAGUGUCUUUGAACUCGUUUCUAUGUAAAUGUUACGGAUUUUAAACCUCUAAUGUUACGGAUAUUAAACCUUUUUAGAUAGCAUCCCUCGUCUGAUUUGGUGGGCAAGGGGAGGGGAGAGAUAUACUUUGCAGAAAGAUAUUUUUUUUAAAGCAUUG